UCGCGUAAACAAGUACAUCGAUCAAAUUUAAUAGUUUUGUUAGGACGGCGAAACGUGUCCUCGAGUAAUUAAAAUUAGGUAAACGACCCGAUCCAUCAAAUUUAAUAGUUUUGUUAUGACAGUGUUAACAUUCCAACCGCCGUUCGAGGGUGGCCAAGACGCUAUUUAACCCGGCCGAUUUCGCAGUGUUGAUCAUUCAAAAAAUCUAACUCUUGAAUCGGACUUGCAGCAUCCGCUUCUUUAUCGAAGAUGACAAAACGACCGCUAGAAGACAUCGACUCGGCUAUAAAACUUAAAACAUUGAAAUUGGACGACAACUAUGAGCCUAAAGAGGAUUCGAUUUUCGUAUCGUCCAGCCUCACCGCCGACGUGUCUGCCUCUCUUGUAUUCGACUAUGUGUUGUCGAAAUUCGUUAUCGAGCUGAGAAAAAACAAAAACGAAAGAGAAACCAGCGUAUGCUUAUCAGAACGCAACAUACAGGGCUUGAUAGAUAAACUGCCAAUGGCAAUAAAAAUUGCCGAAAAAUAUCAACAACGUCAGUCAUCGAGGUCGUUGGAUAUACCCUUCGAAAUUCCAGGGGAAGGGACAAACGAAAUGACGUUAAUGAUGAGCGUUAAAGAAAAUAAUUUCGGAAAGACAAGAAAGUUUCAAAUAGAUAUUCGCAAAUGUUCGAUGAUUGGCGACUCGAUCCGUUACACUAAGGAUGGUGUAAGAGUGGACCUGGACGAAGCCAAUUUAGUUUUUGACGAGCUCAAAAAAUAUAUUGAAAAAAUUAGAGGAGCGGUCAAGAAUUCCCAACAGCUACUUAAUACGGCGUAUUGUUUGUUGGCUGUUCAGAUGAUAGAGGUGAUUCACCAGGGGACAGAGUGCAACGGCUGCGCCACCGAACACCCUAGUCAGCGUGAACACAUGGGGACUGGGGGCUGUAUGCUGGAAUGGUCGGAUAAAGUCCAGCUAUCCUGGUUUACAGUUCAAGCAAUGAUUGAGGCACCAAGAGUGGUAGCCGUCUGCCAAUCCGCCAGUUCUCGCCUCCCAUCCGUGAACAGGUUAGUGUCGUCUUCUAUAUUUUCGAUUUCUUUUCUCAGCAUUGACGAACUACAGCGGAAGGUAGAAGAUCGCUCGAGUCUGGAAGGCGACGAAAUGUAUAUUGCCUGCAAAGACACGGUUGGCGAAAACACGUUGCUCCCCAUCGAAAACGAGUAGAAUCUAUUUAUGUUAUGCACGUUUCAUAAUAUGAGUUAUAUAUUCAGUUGUAUAAUACUAUUAUGUAUGCUUGCUAUUGAAAUUCAAUAUAAAAUUGAGUAUGUAUGCUGCCAGGAACUCAAUACCGAUUACAACCAAGGUGGAUGAAACCAAUCAGAGGAUGAAGUAGGAUGUAUAAUUGGCCACCUUUGAUACUGUGUGCCUUGACCAGUAUGUUCUUGAAACAGCAUAUACCAGAAUUGACAAUUAUAUGGCUGGAAACCCGGAAGAAAAUGAAGGAUUAUUCCAGGAACAGACAGCUGGUUAGCUGGUGUUGGGGCUAUCUUGGAAAGAAGUGAAGAGAUGUCUUACCAGCAUGUGCUGUAAAGCACACAAGACAGUACUACCCAUCAGCACAAUUCAGUAGAUUUUGUGAUGGAAAUUUAACAUUUUCUAAUUGAAAAUGAUUUUAAGUGUAUUUGAUAAUUCAAGAUAAUACUGUGAAUAUCUUUUCCUUUUUAAAUAUGUUUUCAGAAGCAUGAAGAAAUCUUGUCAGCAAUGGACAAAACGAUUCAAUAUCAAAAGGAACUAUCUCAAGCUGCAGUUCAAUUCAAUUCAAACAACAAAACUAAAGACAUCCUAAGUGACUCCUUUUCAGAAAUAGCUAAAAUCACAUUGACUCCUUUUGAGAAUUCAAAAGAAAACGAUAUGAAAUAGGAACAUUUUAAACAUUUAUAUGUGUUGUUGUUUUUUGCUUUAUGUGUGUGUGUUUAAUGUUUUGAUUUAAAAGUAUCUUCCACUAA
This is a messenger RNA of Mya arenaria, 1985 nucleotides long. RefSeq lists its product as uncharacterized. The transcript is spliced from 2 exons. The record is from RefSeq and is a predicted model, not a curated record. The coding region runs from base 250 to 1203 and encodes 317 amino acids. Lineage: Eukaryota; Metazoa; Mollusca; Bivalvia; Myida; Myidae.